CAGGAACAUGAUGAUCCUAUGGCUUACAUCCACUUCACUGCUGAGGGGGAAGUAACUUUCAAAUCCAUUUUGUUUGUUCCUAAUUCUGCUCCACGUGGCCUGUUUGAUGAAUAUGGAUCCAAAAAAAGUGAUUUUAUAAAGCUGUAUGUUCGAAGAGUAUUCAUCACAGAUGACUUCCAUGACAUGAUGCCCAAAUAUCUCAACUUUGUUAAGGGUGUUGUGGAUUCUGAUGAUCUUCCUCUGAAUGUAUCUCGUGAAACACUGCAGCAGCAUAAGUUGUUAAAG
Molecule: messenger RNA, 285 nt
Organism: Tinamus guttatus (white-throated tinamou)
Lineage: Eukaryota; Metazoa; Chordata; Aves; Tinamiformes; Tinamidae
Source: RefSeq, a predicted model, not a curated record